This is a messenger RNA of Pipistrellus nathusii (Nathusius's pipistrelle), 603 nucleotides long. NCBI's taxonomy places the organism in Eukaryota, Metazoa, Chordata, Mammalia, Chiroptera, Vespertilionidae. The record is from the annotation of a GenBank genome assembly.
AUGGUCCACGCUUUCCUCAUCCACACCUUGAGGGCCCCACACGCGGAGGACUCGGGCCUUUGCCGGGUGCUCUACUCCUGCGUCUUUGGUGCCGAGAGUUCACCUGAUGACCCACGACCACACGGUGCCGAGAGGGACAGGCUCCUCCGCAAGGAGCAGAUUUUGGCUGUGGCCAGGCAGGCGGAGUCCAUGUGCCGGCUGCAGCAGCAGGCGUCCGGCAGGCCUCCCACGGACCUGCAGCUCCAGCCCUCAGAUGAGCCGGUGCCCCUCCACGAGGCCCCACGGGGGGCCUUCCGCCUGGCGGCAGGGGACCCUUUCCGGGAGCCUCGGACAGUGGUGUGGCUGGGCGUGCUCUCCUUUGGCUUCGCCCUGGUGCUGGACGCCCACGAGAACCUGCUGCUGGCAGAGAACACACUUCGGCUGCUGGCGCGCCUUCUCCUCGACCACCUCCGGCUGCUGGCCCCUGGCACCAGCCUCCUGCUGCGGGCUGACCGCGUCGAGGGCAUCCUCGCCCGCUUCCUGCCCCAUGGCCAGCUGCUCUUCCUCAAUGACCAGUUUGUCCAGAGUCUGGAGAAGGAAUUCAGCGCUGCCCUGCCCCGCUGA